Panicum hallii is the source of this 2285-nucleotide messenger RNA. RefSeq names its product histone-lysine N-methyltransferase ASHR3-like. Gene Ontology annotation, molecular function: histone H3K36 methyltransferase activity; protein binding. Gene Ontology annotation, cellular component: nucleus; chromatin. Bases 215 to 1990 code for a protein of 591 amino acids. The record is from RefSeq and is a predicted model, not a curated record. Gene Ontology annotation, biological process: regulation of DNA-templated transcription. The transcript has 11 exons. NCBI's taxonomy places the organism in Eukaryota, Viridiplantae, Streptophyta, Magnoliopsida, Poales, Poaceae.
GUGCUCCGGCUGGAGCCGGUUUUGGAACCGUUCGUGGAGCCCUGCCAAGGGGGUCCUUCUUUGGCACUUUGGCACACAAAAUAGCUCCCAAAUCUAGCGAGACAGGGAGUCCUCUUCUUCCCCAGCUCACGUCUUCGGUCCCGUCCAUUUCCACGGCUCCGACCAACCCCAAUGCCCUCCAAACCCUAACCCACAGUCCCUGCCCCCGGUGGCGAUGCCGGAUCUGAGCACCGUCUACCUCCCUCCUUUUCCCGAACUUUCCGUCGACGCCGCGGGGGACCUCGCCGACGACCACGCCGGGGAUGCCGCCGCCGCCGCCGCAUCGAUCGACGCGGCGCCCGCGUCCGCGUCUUCGUCUGCCUCUGUGGAGGACGGCGGCGGCGGCGGCGGCGGCGGCCCCCUCAUGCUCCCAGUGGAAUGCCGGUGGAGCGGCCGUGUCCGCACCUUCGACAUGUCGGGCGCGGGCGGUGCGGUCGCCUGCCCCGCCGCGCGGCGCGGCGGCGGCGGCGGGAAGAAGCCGUCCUUUGCUCCGUCACCCGGUCCAUCGCGGACGCAGGCUCCAGCGCCGGGUAAGACGCUCGAGGAACGCGUGAGCGAGUGGGCAGCUAGGAAGGCAGCGGCCGGCGUCCCUGCCCACCACUGCGUGCUGCCUUUCCUCACCGGUGCGCCAAAGGCGGUCGAAUGCUGUUUGUGCUUCAGGAUUAUUUAUGCUGGAGAAAAAAUAAAUUGUUCAGUUAGGUGCUGUCCAGAGGUCUUCCAUCUUAACUGUGUUGUGAAAGGCACUUCAAACUUCACCGCUGAAAGCUUCAGGUGCCCUCAACAUGCCUGUAUGGUUUGUAAGCAAAAGAUGUUCUUUUGGCGCUGCGGGCGUUGUACAGUUGCAGCACAUACAAAAUGUGCACCAUGGCCAAUGAUUCAUCUAAAAGACGAUCGAGGAAGUGCAAUUUGCUGGAGGCAUCCUUCUGACUGGCUUCUGCAAAAUGAGAAUGCUGACUUUACCAACAGCAUAGAGGAAGUGUUUCACCGGCUACCUCUUCCAUAUGUUAAUGAAGACUUCAAUAUUGAUUCAACCAUUAGGGAUUUUGCUGAGGCUGUUUACAAGCCACCCCCCUAUACGUCCAUCAGGCGCAAUGUAUAUUUGAUAAAAAAGAAGCGCAUUGGUGUUCGUGCGGAUACUGGGUGCACGAACUGCCGAGCUGAUUCUAUUUGCAAAGAAGACUGUGAAUGCAGGGGUCUUUCGAUGAGUUGUUCCAAGAAUUGCCGCUGCUCAGAUCUCUGUACCAACAGGCCAUUCCGCAAGGAUAAGAAAAUUAAAAUUGUGAAGACAGAGCGUUGUGGAUGGGGUGCUGUUGCAUUGGAGCCAUUGGAGAAAGGUGAUUUUGUAAUUGAGUAUGUUGGUGAAGUCAUUGACGACGCGAUAUGUGAACAAAGGCUUUGGGAUAUAAGAGAUCGCGGUGACAAAAACUUCUACAUGUGUGAAAUCAGCAAAGAUUUUACAAUAGAUGCAACAUUUAAAGGAAAUGCAUCGCGUUUUCUAAACCACAGUUGUGAGCCCAACUGCAAACUCGAAAAAUGGCAGGUUGACGGUGAGACAAGAGUUGGUGUCUUCGCCUCUCGUUCCAUCAAAGUUGGAGAGCCCUUAACUUAUGACUACAGGUUUGUACAUUUUGGAGAGAAAGUGGAGUGCCACUGCGAGGCACCAAACUGCCAGGGCUACCUGGGCAACCAAAUAAAGAACCCAACUCAAAACGCUCUUGCAAUUAAAGAAGAGCUAGAGAAGUCACACGAACAUUCGCCCAUACAACACGGCAGCACUGCUUCAAUAUUGCACUCAAUGUCUCAUUUGUUACCUUGGACCAACCCCAACUGUAUAGAGGUCUCUUUUAACCUGAGAAGCAAAAGCAAAAUAACUCGGAUAUGCUGGGUCGGCAAGAGGAAGAGAACAUCCCUCGUGGCAUCUUACAACAAGCAUGGCAACGUCGGUGAGUGAAGUUCCUGCUGCGGAUAUCUGAUUGCCGUUCCCUUGGGGUUCCUGCUAAAACAGCAGGCAUAGGCUUGUCCUGUACAAUAAUUUCAUGGUACAUUCUUUAUAUGCAAUUGGUUUGAAACAAUUCUUUUACAUUGCUCAUAUGUGUUGUUACCUGCAACAUUCUUUAUUCAAUCUCAUAGGGAAUUCAGUCUGUUCGCAGUUGGCAGUUUGCUGAAAGCAUGUACUCAGAUUUUCUGAUGCAACUUGUUGUGGUUGUGGCUCGCUAUCCUUGUAUAUGAGAUGAUGUAGCAUACAA